Molecule: messenger RNA, 1707 nt
Organism: Penicillium taxi
Lineage: Eukaryota; Fungi; Ascomycota; Eurotiomycetes; Eurotiales; Aspergillaceae
Product: tetratricopeptide repeat protein
Exons: 1
Coding region: 1-1707 (568 amino acids)
Cellular component (GO): intracellular anatomical structure
Molecular function (GO): protein binding
Source: RefSeq, a predicted model, not a curated record
AUGACAAUUACACACAUCACCAAAGACGACUAUGCAUACGAUCUGGGCAAAUUCGGACGGUCUAUCACGACCAACAGUCCGGAAGCUCAGACUUGGUUCAAUCGCGGUCUGACAUGGGUUUACACCUUCAAUCACACCGAGGCCGCUAAAUGCUUUGAGCAGGCUAUUGCUCAUGAUAAUUCGUGUGCCAUAGCUUACUGGGGUCUAGCAUAUUCCCGUGGUCCGAACUACAAUUUAGCUUGGGAGUCUUUUGGCGACGGUCUGAAAAAUGCAACGAAGGUCACUUAUGAGGCUACCCAAACGGCCCUCUCUUUUGCUUCCAGUGCAACGCCCAUCGAACAAGCCCUCAUCAAUGCUAUCCAGGCUCGCUUUCAAAAUAAAGAGCCUGUUAGUAUGGAGCAGUACAGGCUUCAGAAUGUAGCCUAUGCUGACGCAAUGGAAGCCGUAUAUAACCACUUCGGAGAAGACCUAGAUGUAGCAGUUCUCACCGCAGACUCCAUGAUGAGUCUUUCAGCCUGGAAACUAUGGAAUCUCAAGACUGGAAAACCAAAUCCUGGAACUCGUACCUUGCAAGUUAAAGAGAUACUAGAGAAAGCUUUGCGCCAUGAAAAUUCCAGUCAGCAUCCUGGCUUGCUGCAUCUAUACAUUCACCUGGUUGAAAUGUCCCCAAAUCCGGAACUUGGUCUUGUUCCUGGAGACCAUUUACGUGAUUUGAUUCCUGAUUCUGGGCACGCCUGUCAUAUGCCAUCCCAUCUGGACGUCCUCGUUGGAGACUAUCGCGCCGCUAUUCGCGCAAACCAGAAAGCCACGAUAGCGGAUGAGAAGUACGUGCAGAUUGAGGGGGUGUUUAACUUCUACUCGAAUUACCGCAUGCAUAAUUAUCACACACUUAUCUACGCGGCAAUGUUCGCCGGUCAGAAGGCGGUUGCUCUGGACGCUGUCGAUCGAAUGGAGGGGACACUACCAAAAGAGCUCCUAGCCAAGAUGCCAGACUUUAUAGAAGUCUACAUGUCCGUCCGAGCACAUGUCAUGGUUCGUUUCGGCAUGUGGGAUGAGAUCAUCGCCCGUCCGCUCCCAGACGACCAAGAGCUCUAUUGCGUGACAACCGCCACGACUCAAUAUGCCAAGGGUGUCGCAUACGCGGCAACAGGAAACAUUCCCGAAGCCGAAAAGCAGCGUGAGCUUUACCACGAGGCAGCGAAGCGAGUCCCAACGUCGCGACUCGACUUCCCAAAUAAAUGCGUUGGUAUCCUUGGAAUUGCAGCUGCAAUGCUGGACGGCGAAAUAGAGUACCGGCGCGGCAACUAUGCUCAAGCCUUUGAGCAUCUACGUCACUCGGUUGAGCUGGAUGACGGCCUUGGAUAUAGUGAGCCGUGGAGCUGGAUGCAGCCUUCUCGCCAUGCUCUUGCUGCACUUUUACUUGAGCAAAACCACGUUGAAGAGGCAGCUGAAGUGUACCGCUGCGAUCUAGGACUUGAUAGCUCUGUUAUCCGGGCGCGUCAGCAUCCGAACAAUGUAUGGGCUUUGCAGGGGUAUCAUGAGUGUUUAGUUCGGUUAGGUCGUACUGCUGAGGCGAGGUAUAUUGAACCGCAGCUGAGGAUUGCGAUUGCGGUGGCUGAUGUCCCAGUGAAGUCCUCUUGCUUAUGUCGGAAGGAUAACACGAGAACACCUGACCUGGGAAAUGUUUGUUCUCGGAGUUGUCAUUAA